Sitodiplosis mosellana (orange wheat blossom midge) is the source of this 1656-nucleotide messenger RNA. Its product is annotated as U6 small nuclear RNA (adenine-(43)-N(6))-methyltransferase. The coding region runs from base 85 to 1551 and encodes 488 amino acids. Gene Ontology annotation, molecular function: 23S rRNA (adenine(1618)-N(6))-methyltransferase activity. Lineage: Eukaryota; Metazoa; Arthropoda; Insecta; Diptera; Cecidomyiidae. The transcript has 4 exons. Gene Ontology annotation, cellular component: nucleus. The record is from RefSeq and is a predicted model, not a curated record. Gene Ontology annotation, biological process: rRNA base methylation.
GGCCACACUACUGUCAUCGGCAAAGAAGACACUUCAAACAUUACAUUUCGAUCGUAAUGUUUACGAAAAGCGGUUUACAACACUAUGGCUUUGAACAAAUUUAUGCAUCCGCGUAAUAUUUACAAUACACCAGCCGAUUUUGCUAAAUUAGCCGAUGAAUUUGAAGAAUUUCGAGCGAUAACCAAAACGAAUGACAAAGGAAAGGUUCACAUUGAUUUCAAAGAUGAAACAGCACUGAAAACAUUGACGACCUGUCUGUUGAAACGGGAUUUUAAAUUAACAGUGCAUUUACCACCAAAGCAAUUGGUGCCAACGUUGCCACUGAGAUUGAACUAUAUUUUAUGGAUUGAAGACAUCGUGAGAACGUUUAAAUUUGACAAUGUGAUUGGUCUGGAUAUCGGCUGUGGUGCAUCAUGUAUUUACCCAUUGUUAGCAGUGCAAACCAAUCCGAAUUGGCGCAUGUUUGCCAUUGAAUUGAAUGAAGAGAGUGUGAACUAUGCGCGUAAAAAUGUCGAUCAAAAUGGAUUGAGUGAACGUAUUAAAGUCAUCGACUGUGCAUCCAAGGACGAUCCAUUCGAUGCACUUGACCAGUGUAAGGAGUGGGAACGAUUCGAUUUUACCAUGUGUAAUCCACCAUUUUUCAAAGACGACCAUGAUUCGGAUGAUGACACAGCGAAAGAGACAAGCAAACGAAAGCCAGCAAACAAUGCAAAAACUGGCAUCAGUUGCGAAUUGACCACCACUGGUGGCGAAGUUGAAUUCGUUAAAAAGAUCGUGCAACGAAGCAAUCAGUUCAAGAAAGUGGUCAAUGUGUUUACCACAAUGCUAGGCCAUAAGACGAGCAUUCAACCGAUUAUGCAAGAGUUGAAGAGUCACGGUAUUACAAACUAUUGUACUAGCGAAUUUUGUCAAGGCUGGACCAAACGAUGGGGUGUCGCCUGGACAUUUCGAAAUGACUUACUUUUACGAACUGUACCGGUUCUUGGACAGACACAACCGAAAUCACCACAACGAUUCCUACCCGAUGAUGUUGACGAUCCAGAUAUUGCCACAAAGAAGCUAUGUCGAAUUCUGUGCGAAUUAUCCGACACAAAAAUAACGAAUCUGGAGGAAAUCGAAUCAGGGUCACGCUUUCAAUUUAUUGCACUCACCGAUUCAUGGAAGAAUCAAAGACGAAAGCGACGACAGCAAGCCAGAGAACAUCAAAACACUGAUGGCAAAGAGAAGCAAAGUGCAGAAAGAACGGAUGAAUCAGAGAAACCAGAAACUAAAGUGAAAACAGAAGAGGUGAAACAAGAGGCAGAGGAAACCGAUUCUCAUCCAGCAAAGCGUAUUAAACUCGAUGAAACUCCAGUUGUGGAUCGAGUGAUGCAGAUCAUCAAUAGCAGCGAUUCACCGCCUCUAUUGCACAUUGAAGUGAGCGUUCAAUCGAAGACGCUCAAUGACCUCAAAGCCAUCGUUGACGUCAAACUUACCUAUCUCAAUGGCACGUCCAGCCUUAAUGGAGUCUAUGAACUGUUACAAUUCAUCCAAAAUAAAUGGUCGCAAUAAAAUUACCAACGAAUUUGGUACCAAAUUUUGGUAAAAUAACCAAAUCAUGAAAUUUUCUGAAAUAAAGAAUUAUUCUUGAAAUAAAAACACAUUUUUACAAGAAAA